AAUACCCAGAAAUAAAAAUAACAAGGACAAUAAUCAGUAAAAUUUUGAAGCAGAAUUUGAAAGUUGAACCAGAACGAAAACCCAAUCGUCUUCUCCAAAGCUAAGGUCCAUUGUUCCCAGCAGCCAUGGAAGCAAUCAGGAAGAUAAGAGAUCAGGUCGCUAAACAGCAACAGGCUGUCUUCAAACAAUUUGCUGGUGGCAUAUAUGGGAGUUCGGAUAAUGUUGUCGGGGACGAAACAGAACUCCAACAGCAUCAGAAACUCGAGAAGUUGUUCAUAUCAACUCGUGCCGGCAAGCAUUACCAAAGGGAUAUUGUGCGUGGUGUGGAAAGUUAUAUUGUAACUGGUUCAAAGCUAGUUGAAAUAGGUACCAAGUUAUCAGAAGAUAGCAGGAAAUAUGGUGCUGAAAAAACUUGCACCACUGGUAACACAUUAUCCCGCGCUGCACUGAGUUUUGGAAGAGCUCGUGCCCAGAUGGAAAAGGAGUGUGGAAUUCUAUUGAAAGCCCUUGGCACACAGGUUGCAGAGCCUUUAAGAGCGAUGGUAGUGGGUGCACCCUUGGAGGAUGCUCGACAUCUUGCUCAACGAUACAGUAGAAUGCGACAAGAAGCUGAAGCUCAGGCUAUUGAUGUUUCCAGACGCCAAGUCAAAGUACGGGAAUCCGCAGGUAAUGUAGAUAUUAUCAUGAAACUAGAAGCUGCUGAAGCCAAACUUCAGGAGCUAAAGUCCAAUGUUGCAAUAUUGGGAAAAGAAGCUGCUGCAGCAAUGGCAGCUGUAGAAGGUCAACAACAGAGGUUGACUCUUCAGCGACUUAUUGCCAUGGUUGAAGCAGAGCGCAAUUAUCAUCAGACUGUCCUCCAGAUACUUGAUCGGCUUGAAGGCGAGAUGUUGUCAGAACACCAGCGAAUCGAAGCAUCCCCUAGUCCAGCUGCAGAGAAUACUAUGCCUCCACCACCCUCAUAUGAAGAGGUCAACCAUGACUUUUCUUCUGAAACCCAUGAUGAUUUAACAGACAUCAGGGACUAUUUCUUAGGAGAGGCUAUGUACACAUUUCAAGGUGUAACUGAUGUGGAGUUGAGUUUGUCUUUCGGGGAUUAUGUUGUUGUCCGAAAGGUUUCAAACAAUGGUUGGGCUGAAGGUGAAUGUAAGGGAAAAGCAGGUUGGUUCCCGUUUAACUACAUAGAAAGGCGGGAACGUGUUCAUGCGAGCAAGGUGGCUGCAGUCUUUUAAAUCCACUAUUUGGCUUCUGUUUGUGUUGUUACGCUGGAGUUGCCUAGUUGUUAAGUUUGUUUAUUCAAUUUGAAAACAAUGUCAGCUGGUGAUCAGCAUUUUACAUGAGCCAAAGUUGUUUGUAUUGCUUUAUAUGUGCGCUUUUCAAUAGAUGAUUCAUUUACGGUGUAAGGAAUAGUAUGUCUAAUCGUGGAGUUUCUUGUGCAGAUUUAAAUUUUACCUUCAGAAAAUAUAAAAGAUGUUUACCAGUGGACCA
Molecule: messenger RNA, 1485 nt
Organism: Rosa chinensis
Lineage: Eukaryota; Viridiplantae; Streptophyta; Magnoliopsida; Rosales; Rosaceae
Product: SH3 domain-containing protein 2
Exons: 10
Coding region: 126-1229 (367 amino acids)
Molecular function (GO): protein binding
Source: RefSeq, a predicted model, not a curated record